Molecule: messenger RNA, 2916 nt
Organism: Gossypium arboreum
Lineage: Eukaryota; Viridiplantae; Streptophyta; Magnoliopsida; Malvales; Malvaceae
Product: G-type lectin S-receptor-like serine/threonine-protein kinase At4g27290
Exons: 6
Coding region: 320-2824 (834 amino acids)
Biological process (GO): protein phosphorylation; recognition of pollen
Molecular function (GO): ATP binding; protein serine/threonine kinase activity
Source: RefSeq, a predicted model, not a curated record
CUGUUGAGAAAUGCUAAUGAAACUCGGGUGUUGUGAAAUUUAGUAAACAAUCAAAGAGUAGAGAUCGUUUUACUUUUUCUAAUUCCACCUCAUUGCAUCAGUUAUCUUUCAAAUGAAAAACCAGCUACUAGGACAUAAAUGAAGCCUUCUUAAUGGAGCUAAUGAAACUUCGCUAUUGUCAAUUGUAGAAAAUACGAAAAACAUGGAAAAAGGAACCAUCAAAAAGUAAGCAUACUUUUACUUUUCUAUCUCCACCUCCUUGCAUCAAUUAUUUUUAAAAUGAAAAACCAGUUAUUAGGAAAUAAAGGAAGCCUUCUUAAUGGUGCUUUUUCUAUGCUUGCUUCUCUUCUUUACAACAACAACUUUGGCACUAAACACUAUACCUCCAGGGCAAUCCAUAAAAGAUGGUGAAACUCUGGUGUCAGCUGGUGGAAGCUUUGAACUGGGAUUUUUCAGUCCCAGAAAUUCCAAGAGUCGAUAUGUGGGAAUUUGGUACAAGAAAGUAUCAACUGGGACUGUUGUAUGGGUUGCCAAUAGGGAAACUCCAGUUUCUGAUGCCUCAGGAGUUCUCAGUAUCAACCACAAUGGAAUUCUUUCAAUUAUGAAUCGCACCAAAGGUAUUGUUUGGUCUUCCAAUACAUCAAGAAAUGCAGUAGAGGAGACGAUUGCACAGCUCCUGGAUUCGGGAAAUUUCGUAGUGAAGGACCGAAAUGAUAGUGAUCCGACAAACUUUCUUUGGCAGAGUUUUGAUUAUCCUUGCGAUACCUUUUUACCAGGAAUGAAGCUUGGGAGAAACUUUGUCACCGGUUUUGAUUGGCAUAUAUCAUCCUGGAAAAGUAUGCAAAAUCCUGCUCCAGGUCUAUAUUCUAUCAGGACCGAUCCGCAGGGGUUACCGCAGUUCGUUCUUAAGAAUGGAACUGAAAUAUUGUUCAGAGCAGGACCAUGGAAUGGUGCUUAUCUUUCAGGAAGAACACUGCCUACAGUUAAUCCAAUAUAUUCGUUUGAGUUUGUCUGGAAUGAGAAUGAGAUCUACUACGAAUACGAGGUCCAAAACCAUUCUGUCUAUACAAGGUACUUAUUGAAUCCAUCAGGUCUAAUACAACGCACCAUAUGGAAUGAGAGAAAAAAAGACUGGGAGGUUUUCGCCACAUCACAAGUGGAUCAGUGUUCGAUAUAUGCCUAUUGUGGACCAUAUGCCACUUGCAACACCAAUGAAUCUCCACCAUGUAAAUGCUUGGAAGGGUUCCUGCACAGAUCAGCAUCUCCCGAGGAUAUUAAUUCUGUAGACUGGUCAAACGGAUGUACCCGAAGGACACCAUUGGCAUGUGAAGGUGGAGAUAGCUUUCUCAAGCAAACUGGACUAAGAAUACCAGACACUUCAAAAUCUUGGGCUGACCUUAGCAUUGAUCUUAAGGAGUGUGAGAAAUUGUGUUUGAAGAAUUGCUCUUGCACUGCAUACACAAAUUUAGAUAUCCGAGAGGGAGGCCGUGGCUGCUUGCUGUGGUAUGGAGACUUAACUGACAUCUCAGAAUUAAAUGAGGGUGGGCAAGACCUUUAUAUCAGGCUGGCCACUUGUGAUCUGAAUCAUAUUCAAAACAAAGGGAAGACAAAAGAAAAGCAAAAGGCAGCAAUCAUUGCCAUCUCUGUCAUAAUAACCAGCGGAAUGAUGCUACUAGCAUUGUGGUUGUACGUUAGGAGGAAAAAGCUCAGAAAAACAGGUGAACAUGGAAAGGAAGAUUUAGAAUUGCCUGUGUUCGAUUUCGCAACCGUAGCUACGGCAACUAAUAACUUCUUGAGCAACAACAUUUUGGGACAGGGUGGAUUUGGUCCUGUUUACAAGGGUACAUUGAUUGAGGGACAAGAAAUAGCGGUGAAGAGACUGUCAAAGAAUUCCGGACAAGGACUGGAAGAGUUCAAAAAUGAAGUAACAUUGAUUUCCAAACUUCAGCAUCGUAAUCUUGUAAAGCUCUUUGGUUGCUGCAUCAGAAGAGAUGAAAAGAUGUUAAUUUAUGAGUACAUGCCUAACAAAAGUUUGGACUACUUUAUUUUCGGUUUGAGCCUUAUAUCUCAGAACCUCCCCCUCCGGUGGACAUUUUGUUUCUUUUCUGAUGUCGUUUUGUUGAGUGCAGAUCAAACAAGAAGCAAAUUACUGGUCUGGCGUAUCCGAAUGCACAUUAUUGAUGGAAUUGCUAGAGGGGUUCUUUAUCUUCAUCAUGACUCUAUAUUGAGGAUUAUCCAUAGAGAUCUCAAAGCAAGCAAUAUUUUAUUAGAUAAUAACAUGAACCCAAAGAUAUCAGAUUUUGGCUUGGCUCGGAAGUUCGGACUAGAUCAGACUCGGGCCAAAACUAGAAGAGUGGUUGGAACAUAUGGUUAUAUGUCACCUGAAUAUGCCUUGGAUGGGCUUUUCUCAAUGAAAUCCGAUGUAUUCAGCUUUGGAGUUUUGGUUCUGGAGAUACUAUCAGGAAAGAAAAACAGGGGAUUUUCCCAUCCGGAACAUGACUAUAAUCUUCUUGGACAUGCAUGGACACUGUGGAUGGGAAAGAGACCAUUAGAACUAAUCGACACUGCAUUCGGUGACUUGUACAACGCAACCGAAGUGUUAAGAUGCAUCAAUGUAGGUCUAUUAUGUGUGCAACAAAGCCCCCCUGACAGACCAAACAUGUCAUUAGUAUUGCUCAUGUUGUGCGGUGACAGUGUAUUGCCGCAACCAAAGCAGCCUGGGUUUUUCAUUGAAAGAAAUCUGCCUAUGACUGACUCUAUAUCAGAAAAAAAUGAAAUGUUCUCAAUAUAUGAAUCUACUAUUACAUCAUUAGAGCCACGAUAGUAGCUUCUCACAUAAAUUUAUGGCAUAUUUUGAUAAAUCAAUUAGGCAUUGAUUCAUUCAUAUAAAAGAAAGAAGUUAAGAAAUUUAUAAAA